This is a messenger RNA of Daphnia magna, 908 nucleotides long. RefSeq names its product DNA excision repair protein ERCC-1 (gene Ercc1). Gene Ontology annotation, cellular component: ERCC4-ERCC1 complex; nucleus; nucleotide-excision repair factor 1 complex. Gene Ontology annotation, biological process: mitotic recombination; UV-damage excision repair; nucleotide-excision repair. The coding region runs from base 139 to 861 and encodes 240 amino acids. NCBI's taxonomy places the organism in Eukaryota, Metazoa, Arthropoda, Branchiopoda, Diplostraca, Daphniidae. The record is from RefSeq and is a predicted model, not a curated record. The transcript is spliced from 6 exons. Gene Ontology annotation, molecular function: single-stranded DNA binding; damaged DNA binding.
CCCUGGAAAUGGUGCCGUUUUCUGGUACGGACCUCUCCGUACGUACAGUACGUGGAGACCAUGUUGAGGUAACGAGUCACCGCCAUAGGAGGUAUUUGAGUUUACAGGCCUUAAGCAUUAAGUAGGCAUUGAUGGAGAAUGGAGCCAGGUUUUGCUGGGGCCUUUGAGAGGCUAAAAAAGUCAGAAUUUUAUGAAUCUCAACCUCAAAUUUCGACCGAAAACAAUGAGCAAAUUAUCAGUAAACAGAUCAUUUCUUAUAAAGCAGGUUCAGUUGUAGUAAACCAAAGACAGAGAGGGAAUCCUGUUUUAAAAUCAAUCAGAAAUGUUCCAUGGGAAUAUGGGGAAAUUGUCCCAGAUUUUGUCAUGGGUCAUACUAGCUGUGCAUUAUUCUUAAGCUUGCAGUAUCACAAUCUGAACCCACAGUAUAUCCAUGAUCGACUCAAAGACCUUGGAAAGCAGUACGAACUAAGGAUACUUCUAGUACAAGUUGAUUUAAAGGAUCCAUAUAUUCCUAUAAAAGAAUUGACAAAAAUUUGUUUGUUAGCAGAUUUAACCCUUCUUCUUGCAUGGGAUGCUCAAGAAGCUGGAAAAAUAAUUGAGACCUACAAAGUGUUUGAGCACAAACCUCCUGAUUUGAUAAUGGGGAAACAAGAGAAUAAUAAUGUGCUAGUUGGGAUUGCAGAUGCAUUAACUUCAAUCAAGUCGGUUAAUCGCACUGAUGCAAUGACGUUAAUGUCUAAUUUUCAAACACUUCAGAAUAUUUAUGAAGCAAGUGAAGAAGACCUAAGUUUGAAUCCUGGCUUUGGACCUCAGAAAGCCAGACGAUUGUUUCGAGUGCUUCAUGAUAAAUUUGUUAGGUAGUCAAACGUUAUUCGUCUGGUAUAUAAGUAAUAAAUAGUUGUCCUUUA